Molecule: messenger RNA, 2618 nt
Organism: Cebus imitator (Panamanian white-faced capuchin)
Lineage: Eukaryota; Metazoa; Chordata; Mammalia; Primates; Cebidae
Product: zinc finger protein 85-like
Exons: 7
Coding region: 581-1981 (466 amino acids)
Biological process (GO): regulation of transcription by RNA polymerase II
Molecular function (GO): RNA polymerase II cis-regulatory region sequence-specific DNA binding; DNA-binding transcription factor activity
Source: RefSeq, a predicted model, not a curated record
AGGGGCGGAACUUAACGGUUAUCUAGUCAGAGACUGUAGAAACCGUCCAAUAGCUGGAAAGUACACAGGCCGGCUUCCGGAUUUGGCGGGUUCUUUGUCUCUUCCUGCAGUUUGAGCUCCGGGUCUCGUCUUCGCCGCUCUGUGUCCUGCAGUCCUGGAGAUCCAGUCUUUGUGGCCCUGUGACCUUCAGGUAUUGAGAGAUCCACAGCUGAGACGCCAGGAGCCGCUGGAAACCUAGAAAUGGUGUUCCAGGAGCCAGUCAAAACAGCUACUGAGAUUUUUGCCCUGAACUCAAGGCGGCAGCUGAAUCAGCAGCUCAGAUUUGCCCUGAAAAGUUGCGGUGCAUGUUGGCAUGCGGGGGAUCUCCUGGUCUGUGGGCUGCAAAGAUCACAAGGGAAGCGCAGCAUCGGAACCCGAGCUCUGGAGUGACCGGAUGUCCCCAGCGGCCUCCAUUGGGUAGAAGGGAAUCCCCUCCAGCUCGUUGCAGCUCCCAGGUGGACAUAUCACUUAGAAUGUACUAGAGCAGCUGUAAGAGGGGCUUUCUCAUUUGAUUGUACUCCACUUGCUGUAACACCCAAGAAUGCAGAGCCUGGUUGAUCCCACCUCGAAUCUGCACGGACCAUUGACAUUUAUGGAUGUAACCAUAGAAUUCUCUCUGGAAGAGUGGCAAUGCCUGAACACCGCACAACAGAAUUUAUACAGAGAUGUGAUGCUAGAGAACUACAGAAACCUCGUCUUCCUUGGUAUUGCUUUGUCUAAGCCAGCCCUGAUCACCUAUCUGGAGCAAGGAAAAGAGCCUUGGAAUAUGAAGAGACAUGAGACUGUAGCCAAGCCACCAGUUAUGUGUUCUUAUUUUGCUCAAGACCUAUUGCCAGAGCAGGACACAAAAAAAUUAUUUCCAAAAGUGAUACUGAGAAGUUAUGGAAACUGUGGAGAUAAACAUGUACCACUAAGAAAAGUCUGUGAAAGUGUGGAUGGUUGUAAAAUGCACAAAAGAGUUUAUGGUAAACUUAAGAAAUGUUUGAUGGCUACACAGAGCAAGACAUAUUUAUGUUAUAAAUAUGUAAAGGUCUUUUAUACAUUUUCAUAUUCAAAUAGAUAUAAGAUAAGACUUGCUAAAAAGAAGACUUAUAAAUGUAAAGAAUGUGGCAAAGCUUUUAACCGGUUAUCAAUCCUUACUGCACAUGAGAAAAUUCAUAGUAGAGAGAAACCCUAUAAGUGUAAAGAAUGUGGCAAAGCUUUUAACUGUUCCUCAGAUCUUACUAAACAUAAGAUAAUUCAUACUGGAAAGAAACCCUACAAAUGUAAAGAAUGUGGCAAAGAUUUUAAGUGGUUAUCAAUCCUCACUACACAUGAGAAAAUUCAUACUGGAGAGAAACCCUACAAAUGUAAAGAAUGUGGCAAAGCUUUUAACUGUUCUUCAUACCUUAGUAAACAUAAGAUAAUUCAUACUGGAGAGAAACCCUACAAAUGUAAAGAAUGUGGCAGAGCUUUUAACUGCUCCUCAGACCUUAAUAAACAUAAGAUAAUUCAUACUGGAGAGAAACCCUACAAAUGUAAACAAUGUGCCAAAGCUUUUAACCGGUUAUCAAUCCUUACUACACAUGAGAGAAUUCAUAGUGGGGAGAAACCCUACAAAUGUAUAGAAUGUGCCAAAGCUUUUAACUGUUCUUCAGACCUCACUAGACAUAAGAUAAUUCAUACAGGAGAGAAACCCUACAAAUGUAAAGAAUGUGGCAAAGCUUUUAACCGGUUAUCAAUCCUUACUGCUCAUGAGAGAAUACAUAGUGGAGAGAAACCCUACAAAUGUAAAGAAUGUGGCAAAGCUUUUAACUGGUCCUCACACCUUACUAGACAUAAGAUAAUUCAUACUGGAAAGAAACCCUACAAAUGUAAAGAGUGUUACAAAGCUUUUAACCGGUUAUCAAUCCUUACUACACAUGAGAGAAUACAUAGUGGAGAGAAACCCUACAAAUGUUAAGAAUGUGGCAAAGCUUUUAACUGGUCCUCACACCUUACUACACUUAGGAGAAUUCAUAGUGGAGGGAAAGCCUUCAAAUACGAAGAAUGUGGCAAAGUUUUUAACCAGCCAUCAAGCCAAGAGAAUUUAUACUUCAGAGAAGCUUAAUAUGAGGAAUAUGGAAAAGCUUUUAACCAUUUCUCGAAUCUUAACAAAACAAUUCAUAAUGGAGAGAAAUCCUGCAAAUGUGAACGGUGUGGCACAGGCUUUGGUGUAUUCUUAACAUUUAGUAAACAGAAUUCAUGCUGAUGAGAAACCCUGUACAAAUGUGAAGAAUGUGGCAAAGACUUUUGUGAAUCAGCACUAAGUAAACAAAAUAUUUCAUACUGAAGCACAUGGAAAAGCUUUUUACCAGUUCUCAUCCCUUACUAAACAUAAGCAACUUCAUACUGGAGAGAAUUCUGACGCUUGUGAAGAAUGUGGCAGACUUUUUAACUAGUUCUUAAACCCUACAGAACAUAAAAUAAUAUACAAUGGAUGGAAGCUACUAACCUUAAGAAUGUGACAAAGCCCUUAGUAUAUUGUUAACCAUUUCUAAACAUAAGGUGUUUCAUACUGGAGAGAAUUCCAACAAAUGUGAAAAAUGUGACAAAGACUU